This is a messenger RNA of Didymodactylos carnosus, 624 nucleotides long. The record is from the annotation of a GenBank genome assembly. NCBI's taxonomy places the organism in Eukaryota, Metazoa, Rotifera, Eurotatoria, Philodinida, Philodinidae.
AUGAAUUUCCGGACACCCGGUAGUAUAGCAGCGAUCGGGUGCUACUUUGGCUCACGGUUGUUUGUUUCGGGGUUAAAAAACAGACAGCGACGUAAGGUCGAAAAUAUCAUUAGUAAACGUUUAUCAUUAAAAACAUUGAUUAGUUCUCAAAAUGAAAAAAAUGAAAUAAUAAAAGAAAAUGUUCUGGAACUGAGAAAUAAACUUGAAUCAUUGCAAACAUUCUAUUAUAAAUUGAAUGAUGAUCAAGAGAUUUUAAGUCAAACUAUGUAUAAAUAUAUCAAAGAUUAUGAACAUAAUUUAGAUUUACAGCAACAAAAAAAUGUGAGUGACGAAGAACAAGUAUCACUAACAUUCACUGAAUACGAUAAUCAAGAUAAUUCAUCAUUAGUGACGGAGAUGGAUAAAUCUCACUAUGAAAAGGAACAAAAUCAACAAGCAGGCGAUGCAAGUAGAGAUAUUAUUUUACAAAAGUUGAUUAUACCAAUGAACAAAUCGUCCAUAGUAUCCAUAAACAAUAUUUCAAAUGAUUUAAUAGAAACAGUGAGAAGAAAACAACGAUAUAUAUUAGGAAAAAUGUUCAAAAAAAGACAAAAUAUAUCAGAACAAUUUAAGAUCAAUCGGUAA